Messenger RNA from Penicillium brevicompactum, 378 nucleotides. RefSeq lists its product as uncharacterized. The record is from RefSeq and is a predicted model, not a curated record. Lineage: Eukaryota; Fungi; Ascomycota; Eurotiomycetes; Eurotiales; Aspergillaceae. Bases 1 to 378 code for a protein of 125 amino acids. The transcript has a single exon.
AUGGCUAAGCCCCUGUCUAUACUUGUUCAACCUAAGGCUGCGAAAAAGAAGAACAAGGCCAUCCUAAUACAGGAAACCACUAUAACCCCAGAGGAGAAUGCCAAAAAUGGCCAAAAGUCCGAAAACAGAAGCAGCAGUGAGGCCGGAAACAGCCAUAACGAGGCCACAAUCGCCAGACCGCUAGUUAUGCUGGCUCAAAAUCCUCAUGCAGAGGGCAAGACGCCCAAGAUAUACGGAGAUGCAACCUCCUUCGUGUCCUACUUGUUGCCUGCAGGUUGGACUAUCCCUUUAUGUGAGGCACCGCACCCAGCGUCCCCUUCGCCAGCAUUUGGGGGACUGGGAAGUUUGGCCGCAACGGCCCAGAAGAUGAGCAAAUAG